Leptopilina heterotoma is the source of this 1878-nucleotide messenger RNA. RefSeq lists its product as uncharacterized. The transcript has a single exon. Bases 1 to 1878 code for a protein of 625 amino acids. The record is from RefSeq and is a predicted model, not a curated record. Gene Ontology annotation, biological process: DNA integration. NCBI's taxonomy places the organism in Eukaryota, Metazoa, Arthropoda, Insecta, Hymenoptera, Figitidae. Gene Ontology annotation, molecular function: nucleic acid binding.
AUGGCGCUCGGAAGUUUUGAUCUUAGAGAAUGGGAACAUACACGUAAUGCUUCGGGUAAGGAAUCGACGUUAGUACUCGGUAUUUUGUUUAAUAUAAUGCGUGAUACUAUUGCAGUCAAUCCAGCUUUAAUAAAAGAUGAUAGUAAUACGGUAGUCACCAAACGCUCGCGUUGGUGGGAGGGACCUGAUUGGUUGCGCCGCGAUGAAUCUAACUGGCCUUGUUUAAGAGAAAAAGUUAACGAGGAUGAGGUUGGUGCAGAGAUGCGGAGAUCGGCUGAACUUACGAUGCUAAAUGUAAACGACGAAGUAGAUUUCGACAUAGUAGACAAGUUUUCGUCGUAUAAUCAAAUGAUUAGAUUUUUUGCUAUAAUGUUAAAGUUUAAAAAUUAUAAAAUUAGCGGCGAGUUGACAAACGGAAAAAAGUUGACAUUUAAAGAGAUCCAAAAUACUGAAACACAAUUUUUAAAAGUCUUACAAAACAAGAUGUUUUUUCGAGAAAAUAAAGAAAAAUUGUCUACUUUAUCAACUUUCGUUCAUUCUGAUGGUUUAAUUCGUCUAAAAAACAGGAUUUUAGAGCGUGACGAUAGUUUUGGUUUCUUGUGUCCAAUCGUACUGGAUUCAAGCAAUCAAGUGGUCAAGUUGCUCAUACGAAAGACCCACGAGAACAUGGGUCACGCGGGAGUGCAGACAGUCAUGUGUCAAAUUUGUGAAAAAUUUUGGAUUUUGUCAUCGCGUAAAACUGUUCGCUCUGUUAUAAAGAAAUGCGUUGUUUGUAAUAGAUAUAAUUCGAAACCUUUGAGUGUAAAUCCACCACUUUUACCUGUUCAUCGUGUCAAGGAUGCUGCUGUAUUUGAAGUGAUUGGGGUUGAUUUUGCGGGCCCGGUGUACUUGCGUGGACAAACGAAAGCGUGGAUUUGUCUGUAUACAUGUGCUAUUUAUCGAGAAGUUCAUCUCGAAUUGGUGACCUCUUUGUCCACGAAUAAUUUUUUAGAGAGUUUGCGUAGAUUUAUUGGACGUCGAGGUAGACCCUCUAUAGUUUACAGCGACAACGGAACCAAUUUUGUUGGCGCCGAAAAUGCUUUUGAAGAUUUAAAUUGGGAUGUCAUCGCCAAUUACAGUCAGGCUCGGCAAAUAGAUUGGCGAUUUAACCCACCAACUGCCUCAUGGUGGGGAGGUUGGUGGGAGCGAUUAAUUGGAAUGAUGAAAGUUAUUCUUCGCAAAGUUUUAGGAAAAGCAUCUCUUACAUUUGAAGAGAUGUAUACCGUUCUAUGUAACUGCGAAUUGAAGUUAAAUUCAAGACCUUUAACCUAUGUAUCAGAGGAACCAGACGAUCUAAAGCCUCUAACGCCUGCAAUGUUUUUGCAUGAUCUUCGACAAAGUGAGAUGCCUGAUCUAGAUAUAAUUAAUAAAGUCGAUUUGAAUGGUAGAUUUAAGCGUAAGCGAGAAAUUAUGGAACAUUUGCGAAAUAGAUUCCGUAAGGAAUACUUAAGUCAAUUAGUUUCCAAGUUUAAUUUUAAAGAAAAUCGAAAGAUAAAAACCGGCGACAUUGUACUCGUAGGAGAUGAUAUACACAAGCGAAUUGAUUGGCCUCUAGCUCGAAUCGAAAGACUAAUUGAAGGUAGAGAUGGCACGGAACGCGUUGCCUAUUUAAGGACAAAAAAUGGCGUUAUCAAACGUCCUGUGCAGCGUUUAUAUCCAUUAGAGUUAAGCUACUCUUGCGAAAACGAAGCUACGAUAAUAAGUAAUAAAAUGUCGGACGAACCUGGAAGUGAGCCUAUUGUAAUCGCGAAAGAUUGUAAAGCUACGACAUCGAAAGAAACAGAACUUAAAACUCGCUGUGGUAGAAUUGUUAAAAAACCACGGUUUUUCAAAAAUUGA